AUAAAAGUCAAAUGGGCAAAGAAAAAAAACAUAUAGAAUAUGGAAAAUUCCUAAUGAAAAGGGGUGAUAAAUACACUGGCUAUUAUUAUAGAAAUAGCCAUGGAGAUGUGUUUCGACAUGGUCAUGGUAUAUAUGAAACUAGCGAUGGCCAAACUUAUGAAGGUUUAUGGGCGAUGGAUCAUUUAGUCAAUAAUGAUUCAGUAAAAAUAGUUUAUGAAGAUGAUUGCAUGUACGAAGGUACCUUACAAAACUAUCUUUACGAUGGAUAUGGAACCUACACAUUUUCGGGUGGUUCAAGACUUCAAGGUACUUUUCGUAAAAAUAAACCAAUUGCAAAAAUUGAAUUGAUAGAUCCUAAUGGAAACAAAUGGAACGGACAAUUUUUGUCUGAACGUAAUUGUAUAUUACAAAUACGUAAUGUUUUUUAUCGGAAUAUUCCACCAAACUUAGGAUUACCAUCAUACGAACUUCAGUUUGGCUUCGAGAACAACGAAGAUGCUGCAAAUCUUGAACGGACGUUACAUAGUUCUUCUCAAAUAAUAGAAGAUCAACUUGUUCCAAAUAAAAGUAGAUAUGAUAGAAACCAAGCAGACGGAAAAUCGAUAGACCAUCAAUAUUUCUAGUUAUAAAAUUAUAUUUUAUAAAAACGAGCAUGUUCUCAUCACUUAUACUUGCUACACUUACCAAGGCGGAUGGAGGUUUAGUGUUAAUUUUGUGAAUGAAAGUGUAACGUUGAAGUGCUUAAAAUGAAACUGCCACAG
Chrysoperla carnea is the source of this 761-nucleotide messenger RNA. Its product is annotated as phosphatidylinositol 4-phosphate 5-kinase 1-like. The transcript is spliced from 3 exons. Lineage: Eukaryota; Metazoa; Arthropoda; Insecta; Neuroptera; Chrysopidae. The record is from RefSeq and is a predicted model, not a curated record. Bases 12 to 623 code for a protein of 203 amino acids.